AUGAUACUGGCUAAUGAACCUGUCGAAUUGGAUAAUAAACUGUCAGAAUGGUUGCCAGGAACGGGAACAUGGAGAAUAUGUUGGCGAGGCACCGAACAUGGUUUUGCAGCUCCGAUAUUUCACGAGAAAUGCAACGAGAAAAAACCAAGUUUAGUGAUCGUUAAAGUUGUGACGGGUGAUAAAAGUUUGAUCUUUGGUGGCUAUUGUACCGCAACAUGGGCUGGAGGUAAGUGUGAAUAUAUUGCAAGGCAUUUUUUAAUACCAUGGACGAGUGGCAUUUUCCGGCCCCACUGGGACCCUUUCUCUGCCCCAGCACUGAAUAAAAAAUGGCCUAUAUAUUGCCUCAAAGCCAGGACCCUAGGACAUGUAUUGAGUAACCGAGUUUAACAUUGAAAAGAAGGUUAAAAACACAUUUUUUGGUGAGCAUACUUAAACGUGAUGUAAAGCCCGUUCUGCGCAUACUUUCUGCGCAGGCCUACAUUCCAAUGGUCGGGGCCCGACCAUUGGAAUGUUGUUAAUAUUUCGCACCUUCCAAACUUUCGGCUUGAAUUGAAUCUCUUGUCUGUACAUUAAUUAAGUAUAAUAUAUAUCUAAUCAUAUUUUACAACUGUAGCACUGAGUUCAAUGUGUAAACAAAUUAAAGCGUUUGAUUACAUUACGGACUUUACUGUAGUAUUAUGUAACAUACUUAAUAAUGCAUGCAUAACACUCUUGUAUACAAAGCUGUAGAUCGUUAUUAAUAUUAAAAAGUAUUAAAAAGAUUACAAGACAGUUAAAGAGAAAUUCGACUCGUACUUUGUUGUCAGAAGAAACGUAAUAUAUGAGCGUGCUAAGUUCAAUAGGAGAGCUACCUCGUCCCAGGCGCUUUGGUUUGUUUACGUCAUUAGCGCACGGGGGACGGCACGCGAGGGAGAAAUAAUUGGCAUUCAAAAUGGCGGGUCAGUGUUCUGCAAGUGUUCUGUAUUAUUUAUAUUAUUAUUGAAAUGAUAUUGUUCACAGCAAAAUACGGGUUCGUACAUUGCCAUUACUCUUUAGAAUGCAUUAUUUAACUUAAACUUUUAAUAGUUUGCCUUGUUCAUACACUUUUUAUAGUAUUAACUAUGCAGUCAUUACAGUGUCAUGAUUAUGCCGUUUUCGUUUUUGAGAAAUUUGUGGUUGAGAUACCAAAUUUGAUUUAUUUGUCAAGAUUUGUCAAGUAUAACUUAGAGCCAUAUGGUUCGAACAUAGCCUGCAUAUAUAUGUUAUGUUUAUAUUUUCAUUAUGAUCUUGGCUAGGCUACGCCAUAUAUAUAUAUACCGGGUGGCGCAAAAAAAAGUACACGCGUUUGAUUUAGUACAGCGAAAAAACUAUAAGUGUUACGUUCCUCACAUAAAUGUUAUCCUAUCCAGGAAGGCCUAACUUAAAUUUUGAUGUAUAACACAUGCAUUUUUGUUUAGUAUUACCCAAGAUAUUGGUAAAUCAAUUUGAAUAUGCAAUUUCAAAAGGUUCCAAAAUUAGCUGAAAAUAGCCUAUUAAAUACGAGUAAAGGAAUUAACGAUAUAUGAAGAACACAACGGCAGUAAAUAACGCGUUUAUCAUGGAAAAUUAAAUAACUAUAUUCUUGCACGUGUGACCAUACUAUCGAACGAACGUUGGAUUUAUUUGCUGGUCGAAGUUAUGGCAAUCACUCAGCAAUAAUCGCUUCACGAAGCUGUCUCAAAUUGUUCGGUUGUUGAUCUAAUUUAAUUCCCUAUAGCUAUGGGACAUGGAAUACUGCGAAGCAAUUCUUAAUUAAUAAAAGAGCCAUCUUUUUCGAAAUUUUGUUGCUUUUCAAAUGAUAAUAAAACAAAUAAAUAAAUAAGGAAAAUCAUUCGUUACACGUUUCAAUUCAAAUUAAAUUCAUACAAGCGAAUAUGUCUGACGAAAUUCUAAAAUUUAUCAAAACAGUUUAAUAGGCCAUUUUUAGCCAAUUUGUCAGAUUUUCAAAAGUUCGUUCCAAAUUUUAUUUGGCGAUAUCCCAGUCAAUAUUGCACGUAAAUAAACAUGCUAUAGCUCAAAAUUUAAGUUAGACUUUUAUGAAUACAGCUACGUUUAUUUCAGCGAUGUAACACUUAUAGUUUUUUCGCUGUACUAAAUCAAACGCGUGAACUUUUUUUUGCGCCAUCCGGUAUAUAUAUAUUUAUAUAUCUAUCAAUUUAAUCCACGCGGACCGCCAUAGAACAACACAUAGCGCCUGGGUACGUGGCUGAUAGGAGAGUACAAAACGAACACGGACCAGUCGUAGAAUUCAUAAACUCAGUAUACGUGUUGGCUGAACAUUGUGAAUAUGGAGAUUUGCACGACCAAAUGAUCCGUGACCGCAUUGUUGUUGGUAUAAUCGGAUGAACAUGUAUCACAAAAGCUUCAAAUUCACACUGAUCUAACGUUAAAGAAAGCACAGAUAUUGUUCGAAAAACUGACGCCGUCAAGAAACAGCAAAGUGAACUGAGAAACAAAGCUGAUUUCCCAGUCAAUGGCGUAGAUUCUAUUCGUUCCGCAAAGCACAAGAAAUCGCGGCGAGAUGAGAACAACAAAGCUACAGGAAAAUCAAACCAGAAAGAUUUCCCUGGUAAACAAAGCUGUUUUCGAUGUGGAAAAAACCUAUUCCAUAGCAGAGAAAAAUGUCCUGCUAGAAAUUCCACGGGUAACAAGUGUUCUAAGUUGGACAUUGGGCUAAAGUCUGCAGAACUAAAGUGGUCGCGGAGGUGGUCAAAGAAAACAGUGAUAAUGAUGCAAAUUAUGAAUUCCUAUCAUGCCAAAACAAUGCUCAGUGUUACAUUCUUGUGAUGGAAAGAAAAUAGAUAUCUAUAGAAAAUUCGCUGCAACAAUAGAUGCUGAUGAGAAAAUAACAGUACAAGAUGUGUAUGUUAUCAAAAGUUUAUGAUUACAUCAAGCUCUUUUAAUUGGGUGGGCCAGCUAUACGUGCUCUGAAUCUACUCCAGAAAACAAAGUUUGUCGAGACAGUAAAGACCUGCAGCGACGAAGUUGAGCCUAGGAAAAAGUGGAAACGUCAGUCUCCAAAGCUAUUCAAAGGAAUCAAGAAUGAAUACACAAUCAAAUUGAAAUCAGAUGCUAAACCCCAUGCUGUUUACACGCCAAGAAAGAUAGCACAUCCUCGGUUACCUAAAGUUAAAAAUGAACUGGACAGCUGGAUGGAGAAAAUGGGUGUCAUCUCAAAAAUUGGAACUCCCACAGAAUGGUGCUCUCAUAUGGUAGUGGUACCAAAUUCAAAUGGUGACAUCAGAAUUUGCAUUGACCCGUCCAAGUUAAAUGAAAGCAUUCUACGAGAAGCGCACCACCAACCUAGUGUCGAUUAUACAUUGGCAAAGUUCGUGGGAUCGACAGUGUGCCCAAAGCUUGAUUGUAACUCUGGUUUUUGGCAAAUCCCAUUAUCAGAAGAAUCUGCUCCCAUAACUACAUUCAUAACCCAAUGGAGAAGAUAUCAUUUAAAUGUACGACCUUUUGGAAUAACACCAGCGUCAGAACAUUUUACAAAACAGCUGGAGAUGAUCUUGAAAGACUGUGAACGGGUAUGUAUCGAGAUUGAUGAUAUUCUUGUUCAUGGAGAGGAUACUGAGGAGCAUGAUGAAAGAUUAAAGAAAGUUCUUCAAAAGCUCGAAGAAGCGAAUGUUACGUUGAAUGGCGACAAGUGUGAAUUCUCAAAACCUGAACUUCACUAUCUGGGUCAUGUGAUUAACGAUACAGGAAUCAAUGCGGAUCCAGGUUAUCACAGAGAUGUCAUCGCCAAACAGCACCCAAGAGGCGAGGUGGUUCUUAGGAAUGUUCAACCAGCUCACCAAGUUCUCAUCGGGAUUAGCUGA
Messenger RNA from Paramuricea clavata, 3839 nucleotides. NCBI's taxonomy places the organism in Eukaryota, Metazoa, Cnidaria, Anthozoa, Malacalcyonacea, Plexauridae. The record is from the annotation of a GenBank genome assembly.